This is a messenger RNA of Amphibalanus amphitrite, 496 nucleotides long. RefSeq lists its product as uncharacterized. NCBI's taxonomy places the organism in Eukaryota, Metazoa, Arthropoda, Thecostraca, Balanomorpha, Balanidae. The coding region runs from base 94 to 405 and encodes 103 amino acids. The record is from RefSeq and is a predicted model, not a curated record. The transcript is spliced from 2 exons.
CUGUUCCCGGCAGGUUGUCACCCGACAGUGGAAGGCUCACAAUCAGCGGGUGUCACUGCUCGAUAUAUCGUUGCCAAGUAGAACGAAGGCUGGAUGAGAAAGAUGUCCGCUCGAACAAGAUUAGGGCUUCUUCUCUGCUUGUUGACGGUGUCAGACAGCAGGGCGCGCAUCUCGACGGAGUCGGUGUUCGCCACAGACCAGGCGGUGCUGGAGGGCUCUCCGGCCACCCUGCGCGCCCGCCACUGUCUCACAGACGACUACACGACCUCUGAGGGCGAGGAGGCUGCCGCCGUGGCCGCCGCCCUGCAGCGCUGUGUGCAGAGGCUGGAGAGGGGCGGCUUGGAGCCGGCCUGCGACGGAGUGCCAGUAGUUAGUCUGCUGUAUGUCUGUUUGGCCAACAGGUGAGGUCCGGAUAUGACCCUGGAUAUGUCAGAGAGGUUGGGACAGUGUGGGACUGGCAUGGAGGGAAAAGAGAAUGGGUGUGCCAGUGUCGAUG